GGAGUUUGGGGACACGCAGUCUGGAGGAGUUUGGGGAGACGCAUUGGUAGAGCUCACAGGGCCAUCUAGCUGGACCCCUUCAGGCUUGGUGUGUUUGAGAAAGGCGUUUAACGGCAAAUUCUGUUUCCGACACAAGACUGUUUGGACAUUCUCUAGCUUUUGAGUCCCUUUUAGUUUGCUUUCUGGGGACUGUCCCUUUCAUCAGCACUGUGAGUUUGUGGGAAGCCAGCUGUUUGCGCCUUCCCUCCGGCGUCUCCGCAGUGACGUCUCCUCCUUCCCCCUGAGGUUGCCACUUGGCUCGUCCCCCCCCAGUUGUUCUCGCUUCUCAGACAGCCUGUCUGUAUGGCCAUUGUGUUCCCUGGUGGUCUAAACGUAUGUCCUUAAUUUCCAAAAACACUUGGGAACCUUUUUUCACUAGAAGCUAGUUCAGAUUUCUAACUGGGUGAAAAGCGUUCAUUGAGUGGUUGUCUCUGCUUGCAAAUCAUCGCGACUCGCCUUAACUUUCAACGCAAAUUCCACCGUGGACUUGAGAAGAGUGUUCUGUUGUUACAGCGUCAGCUUGGGUCAGUUUGCCCCGGUGACACUCUGCGUCCUCAGGGUUUGGUCCGCCUGCGUAUCUGGUGGUGACUGACCGAAGCACUAGCGUCUCCCAGCUUUCCUUGUCCUCCCUUCGGGUUCCGGCAAUUUCUGCUCUCUGUAUUUUGAACCCAAGUUAGCAACUGUGACACACUUCACAAUUACUUUGUCUCCCUGACACAUCAACACGUCUUACCGUCAUUGUGUGUACUUUUUCACCUCUAGUAACGAUGGUUUCCUGCGAGUUAGCUUUGACACCAGCAUGCACGGGUUCCUCCGGUUAUUUGCACGCAAGCAUGGCCCCAUGCAUUCCCUUUCACGUGCCUCGCUCCUUUACUGGUCUGUUUAUAAACAGACGGUCUUUAAUCACAUGUGCCAGUUGUUGUCUUUAAGAGUUUUUGAUCAUUUACGUUUAGUGUAAUCGAGUCUAAAUCUGUGGCAGUCUUUUCCAGUCAGCCGGUCUCUAAACAACCCCAUUUCCAUUCAGAAAAUAGCUCAGUAACACCAGUGACAUCCUUAUUUAUUCUUUCUCUGACUGUUGUGGGACAGAGAGAGCCCCAGGGAGCGAAAUAACGCAGAGAGCCACACCUGCAGCUCGGCGCCCUGGGAAUUCUGCUUGUAACGCCAGCCGUCACCGUGGUGUUCCUCCCCGACCCCGACAGUGGCAACACCUACCGCGGCGGCGGCUCUCGCGUUCUUUAUUACUAAAGUACCGUGAACCUUCGCUUCCCAUUCCAGGGCUGUGACUCCCAGGUGAGCAUGUCGGAAAUGUCCUGCACCGAAAGCGCGACCUCGUGUCAGUCCCUGGAGCACGGCUCCGUCCCCGAGAUCCUCCUCGGCCUGCUGUACAACGCCACCACCGGGCGCCUGUCGGCCGAAGUGAUCAGAGGCAGCCACUUCAGGAACUUGGCGGCGAACAGGCCGCCCGAUGGACUGUUCUGUUGUCUAAAACACUUGAUAGGUGGACAGGUUUAUAUAAUCCGAGACACCUACGUCAAGCUGACGCUGCUCAACUCCAUGGGCCAGGAGAUGUCCACGUGCAAGACCUCGGUGCGCAGGGGGCAGCCCAACCCCGUGUACAAGGAGACCUUCGUCUUCCAGGUGGCCCUGUUCCAGCUCUCGGACGUCACGCUCAUCCUGUCGGUGUACAGCAGGCGCAGCAUGAAGCGGAAGGAGCUCAUCGGCUGGGUCUCCCUGGGCCUCAACAGCUCGGGCCAGGGGGAGCUCAGCCACUGGGCGGAGAUGAAGGAGCGCCGCGGCCAGCAGGUGUGCCGCUGGCACGCGCUGCUGGAGUCCUGACCGCGCCCGCG
Molecule: messenger RNA, 1886 nt
Organism: Condylura cristata (star-nosed mole)
Lineage: Eukaryota; Metazoa; Chordata; Mammalia; Eulipotyphla; Talpidae
Gene: SYT14
Product: synaptotagmin XIV
Exons: 3
Coding region: 1336-1875 (179 amino acids)
Source: RefSeq, a predicted model, not a curated record